Pogona vitticeps (central bearded dragon) is the source of this 1559-nucleotide messenger RNA. RefSeq names its product RNA binding motif protein 48 (gene RBM48). Gene Ontology annotation, molecular function: nucleic acid binding. NCBI's taxonomy places the organism in Eukaryota, Metazoa, Chordata, Lepidosauria, Squamata, Agamidae. Gene Ontology annotation, cellular component: nucleoplasm. The record is from RefSeq and is a predicted model, not a curated record.
GAGUCCUUCUUCGACUCCCUCUUUCUCUUGUCUUGGUCUGGGAAGCUUGCUUUUUCAGCUACAAUUCCCAGCACUUAUUAACCAGCAGAUAGCUACUGGAAGAGUCCGGAAAUUAUUGGCCUCCGAAGUAACUUCAUUGUGCUUAUUUUAACACCCUUCCCCUUAAAGAAGAACCCUGGCGCCUCUUACUAAAGGAUCAUGUGAAAGUAUUUGUCCACUGCAAUAGCUCAUACCCGAGAAGAGGUCCGCAGCCCGAGCAUGAAAACCAGAGCUUUUCCUGUUGUUAUUACGUACACCACACCCACUGACGCACUGGCAGACAUCCAGUGGUGCAUUGGGUCUGAAAAAUUGAGGUUUCGUUUUGUGCCUAAGGCUGCUUACUGCUGAUAGAUCUUUCUGUCAUGAAUUGAACUCGUCCAUUUUAAGGAAGCUAGACCACUGUUCUCGUUACUAAAGGUGUAUACUGUCAAUUUAGAAUCUCGAUACUUGUUAAUACAAGGUGUCCCUGCUUUGGGUGUCAUGAAAGAAUUAGUUGAGCAGUUUGCAUUAUAUGGCCCCAUUGAAGAAUAUAAUCCGUUAGAUGAUUAUCCAGCAGAAGAAUUUACUGAGGUUUACUUGAUCAAGUUUCAAAAAAUACAAAGUGCAAGGAUAGCUAAAAGAAAACUUGAUGAACGGAGUUUUUUCGGCAGUUUGCUGCAUGUGUGUUAUGCUCCAGAAUUUGAGAGUAUACAGGAGACUAGAGAGAAACUGCAAGACAGAAGGAGAUACAUAGCAAAAGCAACUAGUAAAAAAGAGCCAUUACUGACAAAGAAGCAGGAUUCUAAUACAUCUUCUCAGCUGAACACUUCUGGAUCUUGUAACUCUGGUGCACCAAUUAGUUACUGGAAUCAGCCUGUGUGUGUUCGUGAUCGUUUUGAAUCACCCUGCUAUGAACUGAGAAGUAUACCACCUCUUUCAGAAGAGCACUUCCACAAUAUAUUAACGGCACCUCAGUGUGUCAGUGACUGUACUGAAAUGUCUGAGUUCUUCAGCCAGAGGGCUGUAACUCAGAAUCUACACCAAGACAUACCUAACUCCGGAGCCACUUGCCACUUGCAAAGAAAGCUUUCUUGUGAUAAUGGACUAGGCAGAUUCAUGCCCCGAACAACACAGCUACAAGAACGAAAGAGGAGACGAGAUGAAGACAAUAAACUUGCUCUUUUUGGAAGUGCCACUAAUAGUGAGGAAACAAUUAUUGGCCCAAGGCUGCCUGAAACAGCCAAAAUAGACAUGGAUGAUGAUUCCCUGAACACAUCAGCAAGCUUAAUUCGUAAUAAGCUUAAGGAGGUUGCAGUUCCUGUUCAAAUUCCAGACAUAUAUGGAGAGAGGUCCAUGAAUUGUCAAAUAAAUCCAACAGCAAAGCAGCGAAGACGAAUAUAAAUAGUUCUUCGAAAAUAUACUGCACAUUUAACUUGAACAGAUAGUUUAAUAUUCUUACACAGCAUUGUAAUAUGGCUUGCUCUGACAAUGUUAAAAUACUUGUAUAUAUCCUAUUUAAUAAACUAUCCAUUAUGGUACAA